AUGUUCUCCCGAAACCACCGGAGCCGGGUCACCGUGGCCAGGGGCUCUGCCCUGGAGAUGGAGUUCAAACGCGGCCGCUUCCGACUCAGCCUCUUAAGCGACCCGCCGGAGGACACAGAGUUGCAAAGAAAGUUAGACCAUGAGAUCCGGAUGAGGGAAGGGGCCUGCAAGCUGCUGGCGGCCUGCUCCCAGCGAGAGCAGGCUCUGGAGGCCACCAAGAGCCUGCUGGUGUGCAACAGCCGCAUUCUCAACUACAUGGGCGAGCUGCAGCGGCGCAAGGAGGCACAGGUGCUGAAGAAGACAGGCCGGCGGCCUUCGGACAGUGGGCCACCCACUGAGCGCUCCCCCUGCCGUGGCCAGAUCUGCAUUUCUGAUCUCCGGAUUCCACUCAUGUGGAAGGACACAGAGUAUUUCAAGAACAAAGGCGACCUGCACCGCUGGGCUGUGUUCCUGCUGCUGCAGAUAGGGGAACACAUUCAGGACACAGAGAUGAUCCUGGUGGACAGGACCCUCACAGACAUCUCCUUUCAGAACAACGUGCUCUUUGCCGAGGCAGGGCCAGACUUUGAACUGCGGCUGGAGCUGUACGGGGCCUGUGUGGAAGAGGAGGGAGCCCUGGCUGGAGCCCCCAAGAGGCUUGCCACCAAACUCAGCAGCUCCCUGGGCCGCUCCUCUGGGAGGCGUGUCCGAGCAUCGCUGGAGACUUCUGGGGGCUCAGGCAGCAGUCCCAUCUUGCUUCCCACUCCAGCUGUGGGUGGUCCUCGUUACCACCUCUUGGCUCACACCACACUCACCCUAGCAGCUGUGCAGGAUGGGUUCCGCACACAUGACCUCACCCUCGCCACUGCUGAGGAGAACCCUGCCUGGCUGCCCCUUUAUGGCAGUGUGUGUUGCCGCCUGGUGGCUCAGCCCCUCUGCAUGACUCAGCCUACUGCAAGUGGUGCCCUCAGGGUGCAGCAAGCUGGGGAGCCGCAGGACUGGGUGCAAGUUCACGGAGUCCUGAAAGGCACAAACCUCUUCUGUUACCGGCAACCUGAGGACACAGCCCCUGGGGCCGAGCCGCUGUUUACUAUCGCAAUCAACAAGGACACUCGAGUCUGGGCAGGGGAGCUGGACCAGGCAGCCGGCGGGCCCUUCACCCUGAGCAUCCAGAACCAGGAUGGGGAGGAAGAGGUGACGCACACUCUUCAGGCGGAGAGUCGGGGAGCCCUGCAGAGCUGGAUGGAGGCUCUGUGGCAGCUUUUCUUUGACAUGAGUCAGUGGAAGCAGUGCUGUGAUGAAAUAAUGAAAAUUGAAACACCUGCUCCUCGGAAACCACCCCAAGUGCUGGCCAAGCAGAGGUCCUUGUACCAUGAAAUGGCUAUUGAGCCGCUGGAUGACAUCGCAGCGGUGACAGACAUCCUGGCCCAGCGGGAGGGUGCGAGGCUGGAGACGCCCCCACCCUGGCUAGCAAUGUUUACAGACCAGCCUGCCUUGCCUGGCCCCUGCUCACCUGCUUCGGUGGCCCCGGCUCCAGCCCGGAUCCAUUCCUUGCCCUGGGGGAGACCCCGAACAUUCUCUCUGGAUGCUGUCCCCCCAGACCACUCCCCUGGGGCUUCUCGCUUGGUUGCCCCUCGCCCCCUGCAGCGGUCCCCACGGUCCAGAGGCCUCUGCACCAAAGGCCCACCCCACACUUGGCUCCAGUCACCAGUGUGA
Rangifer tarandus platyrhynchus (Svalbard reindeer) is the source of this 1695-nucleotide messenger RNA. NCBI's taxonomy places the organism in Eukaryota, Metazoa, Chordata, Mammalia, Artiodactyla, Cervidae. The record is from the annotation of a GenBank genome assembly.